Messenger RNA from Aspergillus japonicus CBS 114.51, 1188 nucleotides. Its product is annotated as ESCRT-III subunit protein DID4. Bases 95 to 766 code for a protein of 223 amino acids. Lineage: Eukaryota; Fungi; Ascomycota; Eurotiomycetes; Eurotiales; Aspergillaceae. The transcript is spliced from 5 exons. The record is from RefSeq and is a predicted model, not a curated record. Gene Ontology annotation, biological process: late endosome to vacuole transport; protein transport; endosome transport via multivesicular body sorting pathway. Gene Ontology annotation, cellular component: ESCRT III complex; multivesicular body.
CCACUACAAUCCCCAAUCGUCCGAUAAUCCCUCUUCCCUCCUCCCUCUCCUUCGAACGUGGUGUGAUCCCAAUCCUGCCUACAACACCAGCACCAUGAACAUCGUCGAAUGGGCCUUCGGCAAGCGCAUGACGCCCGCCGAACGCCUCCGCAAACACCAACGAGCCCUCGACCGCACCCAACGCGAACUCGACCGUGAGCGUGUGAAGCUCGAGAACCAGGAGAAGAAACUCAUCCAGGACAUCAAGAAGAGCGCCAAGAAUGGGCAGAUCGGGGCCUGCAAGAUCCAGGCCAAGGACUUGGUGCGCACGCGGAGGUACAUUCAGAAAUUCUAUCAAAUGCGCACGCAGUUGCAGGCGAUUUCGUUGCGGAUUCAGACGGUACGGAGUAACGAGCAGAUGAUGCAGUCGAUGAAGGGGGCGACGAUGCUGCUGGGCAGUAUGAACCGGCAGAUGAACCUGCCGGCGCUGCAGCGCAUCGCGAUGGAGUUCGAGCGCGAGAACGAUAUCAUGGACCAACGGCAGGAGAUGAUGGACGAUGCGAUCGAUGAGGCGACGGGCAUGGAGGGCGAGGAGGAGGACAGCGAGGAUAUCGUCAAGGAGGUGCUGGAUGAGAUUGGCGUGGACCUGAGCCAGGCGCUGGGGGAGACGCCGACGGAUAUACAGAAGACGGCCGUGGGUGAGGCAAGAGUCGCGCAGCCGAUCGGGGCCGCUGGCAACGCAAGCGAUGAUGACUUACAGGCAAGACUAGAUAGUCUUCGUCGCUGAUGAUAUGACACGAGUCGCUACUGCUGUGAUGUCUCUUAUUUUUGCUUUCUUCAAGUCUUGUUUCUGCCUUAUUUCUUGCGCUGUUAUCACGUUUGUGGCUAGGGGUUUCGGGAUCGGGCAUAAUGCAUCUAUCAUUCUUCCAAGGCUUAGCCUUGUACGUGUAUAAAUCUAUACUUUUCUGUCGUCUCUCAUGACCUAAUCUUGCCUCUAUGCUCCAGGUAAAGCCCACAAAUACCAAUGCAACGGGCUCAAAAACUAUUCUACAAACCGAUAUUGAAGCAUUCCGCCCACCCCGGAGACAUCCAUGCUUUGCCGAGUUAAAGAAACACCACAUAUCAUCAAGCAAUGCCUUCCGACGAGGAGGAAGGGGGGAAAAGAAUAAACAAAACAAUACAGCCAUCCACGCCUAUUCUUCCAUUUGG